Molecule: messenger RNA, 416 nt
Organism: Homalodisca vitripennis (glassy-winged sharpshooter)
Lineage: Eukaryota; Metazoa; Arthropoda; Insecta; Hemiptera; Cicadellidae
Exons: 2
Coding region: 96-416 (106 amino acids)
Source: RefSeq, a predicted model, not a curated record
GGAAAAAAGAAUGGCUUCAGAGGAAGAGAUUUAACCACGUUCACCUUCUUAGGGAGCUUGAAGCAUAUCCUAGAGACUGGAAAAACUACUUAAGAAUGGACGAGAAAACGUACUUUGAUUUAUUACGUAUAGUAACACCAUUGAUUACCAAACAAGAUACAAAAAUGAGGGAAGCCAUUACACCACAUGAAAAACUGACUGCGACAUUGCGGUAUCUAAGCACUGGCAGAACAAUGGAAGAUUUAAAGUUUUCAACGAGAAUUUCCCCCCAAACAUUAGGAAGAAUAAUUCCAGAGACCUGCUCAGCUAUUGUCAAGGCCUUGAAUGACUAUUGCAAGGUACCGAAUACAGCCGAGGAGUGGAAAACAAAAUUGCACAGGAGUACGGGGAAAAAUGGAAUUUCCCCAACUGCCUAG